This is a messenger RNA of Caenorhabditis briggsae, 375 nucleotides long. The transcript has a single exon. NCBI's taxonomy places the organism in Eukaryota, Metazoa, Nematoda, Chromadorea, Rhabditida, Rhabditidae. The record is from RefSeq and is a predicted model, not a curated record. The coding region runs from base 1 to 375 and encodes 124 amino acids.
AUGAUUCCAGAGUUCCCACUUCCUACUGUCGACUCUGACUUCUACAGAUCCCAAAUCUAUCAGCUACCCCCAAUUUUCGGGAAUGCUAUUCAGACUCCACAGCUCAUUGAGCCAACGAGUUUCUUGACAAAAACGGAUAGUUCAAUUGGUAAGUUUAAAUACUUCAAUACAAUUAAAAUCAGUUCCUUAUUUUCACUUAUUUCAGUUACCUCCCUCCGAUUAAACUGCAUCCAGAAUGCCGUCAAACGUGCGGCUAUCCGACAAAGUAACCUGACGAAAAAGUCCUCGAAUUUGAAUGGACCUUUGAGGAAUUCUACACUCAAUCCGCUGGCCGCAUUAUCUUCACUGAUUAGCCCAGUGGUUAUGACCCAUUAA